GUCUUCGAUGGUCAAACUUGUAUUGUGUCAGAUACUCACGUGGUCUUCCCCGAAAAUGGAUGGGCGUAAUGAAGUGGUCGUUACUGUUUUGCAAUGUCGUAUAAUUGACGAACAGUUUUACGUGACUGAAUUUGUGGAACACGUCGCUGUUGUGUUUUGACACGCUGUCAUAAUAGAUUAUAGAGCCGAAACAAAGUGGAAUAGGCCAUGGAAGAUCUAGGAUGGUUCAAGAUAAAUGGGAACAUAGCCUUCAAGCAAGAAGACUAUCAUAGAGCCCUAGACUUCUAUAAUAGAGGUCUGAUGUGCGACCCUGAUAAUUAUAGCCUGCACUGCAAUAUGGCUCAGGCUUACUUGUGUAUUAACGAGUUUUGUAAAGCAGAAUCGCAUGCAGUCAGAGCUUUUCAGAUAAAAAAGGAUUAUGUGAAGGCAUACUAUAGGGCAGCAAAAGCAGCAUUGGGAAGUGGUGACACUGACAAGGCUCUGCAUUUUAUAGAAAGAGGCAUCCGUGCUUGUGCAAACCCUGCAGAUUUACACAAGCUGAAAGCUGAAAUAACUGGUAAUAGCUGUGCCAAUUGUGACUGCAAGACUGUAGAGGAUAAGCAAGAAGAUGUAUCUGGAUCAAAAAGCCGUAGUGCGUCAAUGCCUAGAAACAAUAUUCAGAGCAUUAAAAUAAAUAAAAGACAAGGGAAGAGUCCUGCUGAUUCACAAGAUGUUGAGAAUGGAGUCUCGCAUAAUUCUUCAAAGAAUAUUACGGGUGAUGUGGAGUUUGUGCAGGACAAUGACAAAGACAUUCUAGACAAUGCAGCUAAGAAAAUUGUUGCUACAAAAAGUCGGAGUGCAUCAGAACCAAGGAUUGGUGUACAGAAGCACAAAGUAAACAAGAAACAGAGGAAGGGCCCUGUUGAGUCACAGGACUUCAAAAAUGAUGCCUUCUAUCAGACUUUAAAAACACUUUCAAAUGAAGUAAUAUCUACAUGUACAAAUAGCCCAAGUCAGUCCGCAAAUAUUACGAAGGAACACAUACAAAGCGUGGUACAAGAAGGAUCUCAGCUUUUAGAGAAAGGUCUUCCAAGGAAGGCUGCAGAGAGAUAUAAGGAGGCGCACAGUAUUUUGAGUGGUGUGGAUAUCCAGGUUUAUGGCUGGAAAGAGAUUGAAUAUAGUGUGCUGCAGUAUGCAUUAUGCUGGAGUUGGAUUGAAGCAUUGAACUAUGAGGAUAUAGUUUCGUCCAUUAAUAUGCUUGUAACUGUUAAGAAUGCCCAUGGACCUCGUUUGCCUGCAGUUCAUUAUGCAUUGGGCUCAGCAUAUAGUAGACUUAAUCGGUACAAAGUAGCUUUACAGCAUAUAAGAAGUGGGAUUGAGUUUUUGAACAAAGAAAUUGUUUUUGAAGUUCAUCCAUGGCCAGGGACAAACAAUAUAAUAAAAGAGACAACACGAAGUGGCUUACAGGAAUCUCUUAACAGACUGUUCAACACGUGUACUGUUUAUCAUCAACCAGAUGCUGUCUGCAGAUAUAAAGCCUGCUUAUCUACUUACCCGCACAUCAUUCCAUCAGUAGACAUAUUUUACAGCGAUCCAGAUUUCAGUGGCCUGGUGGUAGUCAUAUGCCAAGAAGACUGCAGGAUACAGUAUCACCUACCCUGCUGGAAAAAUUUUAAGGAGACACAUUCAGACAUUGAGAAACUUUCUGAUAGGGGGAUGCUGGGCAUGCAGUGUCCAACUGCAGACUGUGUGACUUCUGAAAAUGUCCCAUCUGUAAUAAUAAGGAUAGAAAUUUUUGGAGAAGAUGCAGAACUUAAAAGUUGCUAUCCAAAGGAAAUGAAGAAGAAUGAUAAUGUUGUAAAAGAAUCUAAAAAGAACAGAAAGAAGAAAGAGAAACCCACAGCUGCAAUUGAAAAGGAGCCAAAAAGGAGGGCACCUAAGGAGAGAAAAUUGUCGGAGCAGACUGCAGAACCACUACAGAUUUCGUCUGUUAAGUUAGUUUCUGGAACUGACGAGCUUAGCCCCAGAAUCAAGAGACUUGAAUUCUUGCGAAAGAGAAAUUUUGGAUAUUCUCCACGGGAUUUUUGGAAUCCUGAGGAACCUGACUAUGGUAGAGCUAAAGCUGAUUGUAUUGAAAAAUUUAAGGUACCAGAAUUUGAAGAAGAUUCAUUAGAAACGAAGGGUCAAAAGAGUUUCUUAUACACGUACUUUGUAGAGCUGUUAAAUAGUGAAGGGCCAAUAAGACUGCAAUACAUUAUUAAAAAAUGGGAAAGCGCUAACUUUCAAGAAGUGAAGACAUUUUUACCACAAUAUGAUGGUAUUGUUAAGUUCCUACUGGCAUCCUGUCAGUGUGCAGUUGUAGAGGACACAAUAUGCUUAGCGAAGGAUCUUCCAAUUGCUUAUAACACCAGUAAAACUGAUUUAGUGGAUGGUCUGAAUUUCACUUUGAUGGACGUGUCUUCUUUAGAAGACAAUGGGACAGAAAAUAAUAAUCGUUUUGUAGAUAGUAGUGUUAAGAAUGAGAGCAUUUCUAAUAAUAGUGAUAAAGCAACAGUAGAUAUAGUAACAAAUUAUUUGGAUAAUAGUUCUUUCACCAAGUUAGAAAAUAGAAACAGUGAUUUGCCAUUAUCUAACAUACCGAUUUUCAUCCCAGCUUCAGAAGAAAAUGAAACAACAGAUAUUGCUGAUAUUAAUGAUAGUUAUGCUGAAAAUGCUAAUAAUAAAAUGUUGAUGGACGUUGGGCAUAAAAGUGAGAAUAAUUUUGUUAUGUCAAGUGAUAACAAUACAAUAGAAAUAAUACAAAAAUCACCAGAUUAUCCCACAAGUUUAGAAUUUGAAGAUCAUAAUCACAAUUCACAGACAUCUGAAAUGCCCACUGAUUCUGAAGAUUCUGUAGUUAAAGAGAUGCAGCUUUCAAACCUGAAGCAAAAUUAUAAAUUAUUGUUUGGUGGAAUGCAGUCUAAUAGUGUGGAAGAAAGGCUACCAUUAGAUAAUGUAAUAAGUGCUUCAACAAGUAAUACAGCUUUACAGUCUAGCAGACAAUCAUUCAUUGUAACAGAGCAAAUGAAAUUUAAGUAUGAUGACAGGGAGGAACAUUUGUCAGAAAGUAAAGCUGAUAACAUUUCUGUACAGACAGAAGGGAGAAAGAGGCCAUAUUUUGACUAUGAGUUUGAGUCCAAUAUUUUACCAGAAAACCUGAAAGAAGAAGAGUUCUUAAACAAAUCAGUGAUAGCUUCGUUACGUUAUCCUCAAUGUGCAUUUGAUGAAAAUGAAGAUUGGGUAGAUGAAUCUGUUUGUGACAUAGAUGUUAAUAUUGCACCACCACCACCAGCAGAAUUCAGAGAUGAGGCUGUUCUGCCACAAGCUAUGACUGAACAGAACAACAGUACUAAAAUCAUAGACAUUUCAUCACUAGAGCUGCCAUUAGACAUUACAGAGCCAGCAUCAUCUGCUGAAACUUGUGUAUUUCCUGAAGAACCAAAUGUUGAGGAUAUAAUGAAGCAGACUCCAGGAGAAUUGGAAAAGAUUCUUGGUGAAGAAAACAAGCGAUGUGAAGAAAAUACUGAAGACAAUUUGCUGUCAGAGGAGACAGCAAAGCUGCAGAGUAUCUUCUCAAAACCAAUACAAGGACAAGAAUCACUUAAUAUUAAAUUACAAGAUUCGUUAGGAGAGAGAAUAGGCACACUUGCAGCAGUACUACCAAUAAAUGGAACCAAAAAUAAUUCUGUCACCACUGCAGAUAAAAUUAUACAGGUGGACAGUGAACAGGAUGUGACACAGCUCAAAUUGGAAAAGCUCAGUGAAGAGAUUUCUCAGAAAGACAAAAUGCUGCUGGAAAUGAAGGAGAAACAUCAUACUGAACUAUCACAGUUGAAGGAGAAAAACAAUGCAGAAAGGAAAGCAAAAGAUGAAAUGUUGGAGCUAUGUAAGCAAAUGGUGAAUUAUAUCAAAUACUCUGAAUUCAAGAAGUUGGAGAUUUAUAAGACAAAAUUUUUAGAAACAAAGGAACUGAUAGAAAUAGUGAACAAAAGUAGAUGUUUGAAAACAGGUGACAAUCAGAAUGGUGUGGAAAGUUUGAGAAAGCUGGACCAAAACCUUACAUCAGUUCAAGAAUGUGAAAAUAAGCUGAAGGAGUGGUAUAAUUUCCAGUCUAAAGAAUUAAACGAUGGAAAUAUCAAAAGUUUCCGUUUCCCAACUAUGUUACCAGAAGAUAUAGCUUCUACCCAUAAGCCUUUGAUUGAAAUUUUUGAAAUACUUGCUGAAAGACAUACUAGUAAUUCUGAAGGUGAAGAAAAUAAUUUAGAACGUGACACUACCAUUAAAACAACAUGGGACACAGAAGAAGAUAAUAUUGGAAGUGGAAAGUCAGAACCAGUGCUAGAAAGCAAAACUAAUAGUCCACUGUCCCACAGACCAUACCAGCAGUAUCACAGUGAAGAUGUGAAAGAAUGUGCAAGGAUUGUAAAAGAUGUUCUUUGCAGCCUAGAAGAUGCUGGUCUUGAUAUAAAAAAACAACAGUUUCCAGAUCUCAACAGUUCUACCUUACAUAGAAGCUUAGCAACAGCCCUUAUGUAUGAUAAGAGUGGCAGGAGUCUUAUGGAUGAUGGUUAUGAAGAUGAGAAGUUGCCAAAUUCAGUGCAUACAUCUGAUGUGAGUCAACUGGGUGCGGCUUCACUUAAAACUGAGAGCAAUUUAGCACCAGUCUUAUCACUUGCAAAUAAAGAAAUAACAACCCCAUCCAAUUUUGCUUUUCCUUAUGCUGGUGAAAUGCCAUCCCAUCAAAUGAAAACACAAGCACCAUCAGAAGUACAAGACGUACCAAAACUAAUUCCUUCAUUAGAGGGAGCACCACUUCAGUAUGGACAUACUAAAGGAACAGAAGGGAAAAAGAGUCAUGUGACAGUGCCUGCAGUACACACAGAUAAGAAAAAUGAAUUCAGUUCCAGUUCAGGAAUAGGAUCGAUGUCUGGAACAACAUUUAAUUUCAUGCAGACUGCACCAGUAAACUAUAUGGCACAUGCGCCAAUAAACUACCCACACCAAAUGACAAUGAACUACCCACAACCUAUGCCAGUGCCCUAUCCAUACCCACAGCAUGCAGCACCAUUCACAGUACCCAGUGUAUCUCCAGUAACUACAUUGCCAAAACAAAGGGCUGGUGAAUUAAAUAUUGACAGUAAAAACAAAGGCAAGCUUCUGAAAAAGCUUAGAGCAAAAUUUCCCUUCAAGAAACGAGAAGAAGUUGAAGAUGUAUUAUCUCGAAUCCGCAAAGAAAAAGGUCACUUAUCUGGAAUGCGUGUGUCUGAUAUAUGCACCCUGCUUGAGAAGGAAUUAGACAAAUCAUCCAAAAAACGUGAAACAGGACCUAUGGGCAUGGAGAAAUUUGGUGGUUCAGCAUGGGGUGAUGUGAAAGAGUCUGUGGCAUGGUCAAAACCACAAGAAAAUGAAGUAGAUGACUGUGUCAUCUGCAUGGAUCCUCUUUCUGAUGGUUUGGAAACAUUGUCAUGCAAUCAUGACUUUCAUAAGAAGUGUAUUCGCAGAUGGUUUAAAGAGAACCGCAUCUGUCCACUUUGCCAAGUUCACGCAAAUGUGCAGGAAGAAUUUCCACCUCUUAGUUAACAGCAGGCCAUAAGCAUUUAAUAAUGACUGAUUUAAUUUGGUGCUUUUUCAUAUUUUAAUUAUUUUCUUUAUUUGAACUUCAUUAAUUCCUAAGAGAAGUAAAUAUUUAGUCAGAAUGCAUUUGUGGUUUUUUUAGCAAAGUAUCAAAGUUGCACUAUAUUUAUACUUGCCAAAAAAUAUUAGGUUAACUGAAACUAUUUUUUUCACAAACUUUUGUUACAAGCUAUUAGUCAAAUAAAGAUAUUUUUAUUAAAA
Messenger RNA from Schistocerca serialis cubense, 5853 nucleotides. RefSeq lists its product as uncharacterized. The transcript is spliced from 32 exons. The record is from RefSeq and is a predicted model, not a curated record. The coding region runs from base 208 to 5598 and encodes 1796 amino acids. Gene Ontology annotation, molecular function: protein binding. Lineage: Eukaryota; Metazoa; Arthropoda; Insecta; Orthoptera; Acrididae.